Melanotaenia boesemani (Boeseman's rainbowfish) is the source of this 1468-nucleotide messenger RNA. Its product is annotated as low affinity immunoglobulin gamma Fc region receptor III-like. The transcript has 9 exons. Gene Ontology annotation, biological process: cell surface receptor signaling pathway. Bases 101 to 1261 code for a protein of 386 amino acids. NCBI's taxonomy places the organism in Eukaryota, Metazoa, Chordata, Actinopteri, Atheriniformes, Melanotaeniidae. The record is from RefSeq and is a predicted model, not a curated record. Gene Ontology annotation, molecular function: transmembrane signaling receptor activity.
CAGCAGAGAUGGAGCAGAGAGGCAGAUCUUCCUGCUGCUCAUAGCAGCACGGCAGAGUUUAGUUUGAGGGAAGAAACCACAGCAAAGACGAGCUCUUUGCAUGUUUCUGGCAGCAGUUACACGCUCACAUUUACAUUUAAACUUCAUUGAACUGUGGAAGAAUCAGACUCGAUGCUCAACCUCGCUGAGAAGCCUGAACAGGGUUGAACUUCCUCACAUCCUGGCUGGAAAACAUGUGCUGACGUCGCUGCUCUGCUGCUCAACACACCGAGCUCGUCUGACCAUCAGUCCCAGCAGGUCUCAGGUUUUUACCAGAGACUCUGUGUCUCUGGUCUGUGAGGACGACAGCUCUGCUGGAUGGACGGUGAGGAGAAACACUACCACAGAGACCAGGACUCAGUGUGGAUCUGAGUGGGGAGAAGCAGCUGGUUCCUCCUGUAACAUCAGCUACAUGUUCCUAAGAGACUCUGGAGUUUACUGGUGUGAGUCCAGAGAGGGAGCAACCAGUAACAGCAUCACCCUCACUGUCACUGGUGGAUCAGUGAUCCUGCAGAGUCCUGUCCUCCCUGUGAUGGAGGGAGAUGACCUCACUCUGAGCUGUCAAUCAAAGUCUCCCUCCAACCUCCCAGCUGCUUUCUAUAAAGAUGGCUCCCUCAUCAGGACUGAGUCUACAGGUAACAUGACCCUCCACCAUGUUACCAGGUCUGAUGAAGGUCUCUACAGGUGUAACAUCAGCAGUCAUGGAGAGUCUCCACCCAGCUGGAUCUCUGUCACAGCAAAACCCACCACCACAUCUCCACCAGUAUCCAUUCCUCCAUCAUCUAUAUCUCUACCAGGUUCAACUCCUCCUCCAUCAUCUACAUCUCCUCCUCUCCUCUAUGUGUGGAUAUGUGUUGGUUUUGUGGUUCUGCUGGUGUUACUGGUUCUGCUGGUGUUACUGGUUCUGCUGGUGUUACUGGUUCUGCUGUGUAGACGACGUGUUGACAGGAAACCUGAAGCUGCUGGAGAUGAUGACAUCACAUACAGUGACCUCAACAUAUUACAUCAUCACCAACAGCCAAUCAGAUGCAGCAAAGAGACACAACCAGCUGCUGUCUACUCUGACGUGAGGACAGGAGACGUCACUUAUGGACCAAUAGUCAUCAGAGACAGUAAAGACAGAUCAGCUCAGAGAGGGAGAGAAGCAGCUGCUGUCUACUCUGACGUGAGGACAGGAGACGUCACUUAUGGACAAGUAAAGAUCAGAAGCAACAGAACAUAGACUUUCCACCAGAACCACAUGUCGUCUGGUCUUCAGUAAGCAACGCCACCAGUCCGACCAGUCGCCGGCCUCUAACUGGUCUACUCAGCCCAUCAGCCCAUCAUACAGUAGUAGCGGUUUAAAAGUUCCCCUGUUUCCAUGAUGGGUCCUUGACUGGUUCUUGACUGGUCCUUGACUGGUCCUUGACUGAUCCUUGGCCGAUCCUUC